This is a messenger RNA of Nipponia nippon (crested ibis), 1889 nucleotides long. RefSeq names its product RAB11 family interacting protein 2 (gene RAB11FIP2). Gene Ontology annotation, cellular component: endosome; phagocytic cup. The record is from RefSeq and is a predicted model, not a curated record. Gene Ontology annotation, biological process: regulated exocytosis. Gene Ontology annotation, molecular function: small GTPase binding. Lineage: Eukaryota; Metazoa; Chordata; Aves; Pelecaniformes; Threskiornithidae.
CCGCAGGUAGGGCGGCCCGGGGAGGGGGGAACCUGAGGAGCGGGGAGUGCCGCCGGCGGCGGGGAGCGCUGAGGAAGGACCUUGCCGAGCCCCUGACAGGUGUCUGCGCCUAAGUGCCCUUACGCAGUCACUCGAGGACUGACAGACUUCGCGUUUGUUAUUGCUGCUGCGAUCUUCAAAGAUGAUGUUAGCAGAGCAAGCCCAGAAGUGGUUCCCAACUCACGUGCAAGUUACGGUCCUUCAAGCCAAAGGUCUGAAGCCGAAAGGUAAAAAUGGCAGCAACGAUGCCUACACCAUCAUACAGCUGGGGAAGGAGAAGUACUCCACCUCGGUGGCCGAGAAGACCCUGGAUCCCAUCUGGAAAGAAGAGGCCUCCUUCGAACUCCCUGGAUUACUCAUGCAGGAGAAUCCAGAAAAAUACAUCCUGUACCUGAUUGUCAUGCACAGGUCGCUGGUGGGGCUGGACAAGUUUUUGGGACAGGUGGCGAUAAGCCUGAAUGAUAUAUUUGAGGACAAGCAAAGAAGGAAAACGGAGUGGUUUCCCCUAGAGUCCAGACAAGGGAAGAGAACUAAAGACAGAGGAGAAAUAAAGGUCAAUAUUCAGUUUAUGAGGAAUAACAUGACAGCAAGUAUGUUUGAUUUGUCAAUGAAGGACAAAACCAAAUCCCCUUUUGCUAAACUAAAAGACAAAAUGAAGGGUCGAAAGAACGAUGGGACGUUUUCGGAUACAUCGUCUGCAAUCAUCCCAAGUACUCACAUACCUGAUGCAAACGUAGAGGUAUGUAGUGGUGAAGUACAAAUGAAAUCAAAACCAAAAAAACCUUUCCUUUUGGGACCUCAGCGGCUAUCCUCAGCUCAUUCGAUGUCAGAUUUAACAGGAUCACACGUCUCCUCAGAGAAAAUGAAAUCCAGCACAGUUGGCUACUCUCAUCUUUUCAGGCGUCAGCUAGAAUCUUUUGGUUCAGUUGAUGAAGGUGGGAGUCUAAAAUCUCCACAUAGAAGGACACUAAGUGUUGAUACUUCUAAAACGAACCAGCUUGACAGCACAGUUGAUGAAACUGCACUUGAAGCACAAAAUGACCCAUUUACCAAUGUGAGUGCUUCGUUACCCCAAAAAUUUGCUACACUGCCAAGACAGAAGAAUCCAUUUGAGGAAAGCCCAGCAGCAUGGGAUCAAAACUUAAGUCUGUUUUCCAAACCUGUUGAAAUCAGAAAAGAAAUUAAAAAAGAGAAAAAAGAGAAAGUUAGUCUUUUUGAAAGAGUGACUGGAAAAAAAGAUAGCAAGAAGUCAGAUAAACUUAGCAAUGGGGGAUCGGACAGUUCUACUGACUUGAAAUCACCUAGUGCGUUUGGUGAAACUCAUCAGGAGAGUUUUGAUUAUGAUUCGACAAAUCCAUUUAUGACAAACUUCAAGCCUACAAGCAUGUUGCCAUCUUCAAGUUUUAGCAUGAAUCCUUCUGGCACUGAGGACCUCAGGAAAACAAUGGAUGGAAAUCCUUUCGACGCCACUGCAGGAUACCGUAACCUUACUUAUGAAGAGGUUUUGCAGGAGCUGGUGAAACAUAAAGAGCAACUUAAGAAGAAGGACACCCAUAUUCGUGAACUUGAGGAUUACAUUGAUAAUCUUCUUGUACGAGUAAUGGAAGAAACACCUAGUAUUCUCAGAGUGCCAUAUGAACCUUCUCGAAAAGCUGGCAAAUUUUCCAAAAGCUAAGAUAUUGAUACUUGAUGGUACUUUCUGCUGAAUGCAUCAGUGGAAGGAAAUCACACUUCAACAUUUUGACUUCUCUUCAUUCCUUUUCUCCUAAGGAAUUCCAGGAAUCAGGGGAGGACGGGACUAUGACGUGGGGUUUUUUUGUUUGUUUUUUACUCCAAACACUAGCAGGGAC